AUGUUCACCUUUCUCGCAAAGAGCAGAGUUUUUCCAUUGUUGUUAAGCGCGUUUGCAGUUUCAAUCCUCGCUCAGGAUGCAAAAACUACGGUGUUUCCGCUCCCCGGAAAUGGCUCCGUUCUCGAAUCAUCGGCCAGAGUGGAAACUGCGCUUCAACAGGAUAUGACGCGUUCCUCCGAGCUUAUCGCGCAUCCCACCACCGCACCUGUCAAUAAUUUUCUCCUCGCGGCGCAAAGGCCCUACAUUCAUCUGAGGAGCGAUAACGUGCCGGCUUACGUGUACGAUCAUCCGCAUUUCGGAUAUCCGGUGGCGCACUCGAUCGAUUAUCCGGUUGGCCCAUCCUCCAAGCAGCUUAUGAUAGUCAGUUUCAUAGGUUUGUUGCUGCUGUUCGCUGUUAUUCAGAACACGAUCGUGAACGUGAAACGAAGAGAGCUUCUGACGGAUGUGCUGUCGGCGAGGAAGAAGAGAGAGCUUUACGCUUCGUACAACUUUGAUUCCGUGACACCGGAACAGGAAGACGUGCUCGACGAGGAUGGGAGGGUGAGGUGCAUACAGAGGACCGUUUGCCUGGAGAAUCGAAGGCUCUUGAAGGCGUUCGGCGCAACCGGCAAGAUACUGGCCAAGUACUUAACACGGGGCGUGGAGAAAUCCUUGAAGCCGUCCUCCGGAUGGUUCCGUUUGGUUCGGGACGCGGGCGAGGCUGGGAUUCGUGGCGAGGACUGCGAGGUGCUUUACAGGGGUUGUGACGAGCAGCAAGUCCCUUCGAAGGAUACACUCGCGAUAGAUUGA
Molecule: messenger RNA, 789 nt
Organism: Apis laboriosa (Himalayan honeybee)
Lineage: Eukaryota; Metazoa; Arthropoda; Insecta; Hymenoptera; Apidae
Exons: 4
Coding region: 1-789 (262 amino acids)
Source: RefSeq, a predicted model, not a curated record